GCGGGAGCCGGGCGUCGUUCCUCGCCUGCCAGCCAGCAUUGCUAUGGCAACGCAGCUGCCCCGGCUAUGUCGCUGCAACCCGCCCCUCCGUCGCGGGUGUUCAUGGAACUGGUUCCCUGGGCUAACCUGGGCCGGGAAAACAACCCGAUCCCGACCUUGGAGACGCAGCCCGUCGGCAGCCGUUCCCACGCUGCGAAGGCCCACCCCGGAGCCCGCGAGGUCCACGUGAGCGGCGCGGCCGAGGUGUCCGCCAGCCCGGACCGGGCGCAGGUGAUCGUGCGGGUGAGCAGCACGAAGGAGGCAGCCGCCGAGGCCAAGAAGAGUGUGUCCCGCCGCCUGGACUACAUCACGCAAAGCCUCCAGCAGCAGGGUCUGCAGACAGAAAAUGUAACAGUGACAAAGGAUAUUCGAAGAGUAGAAAAUGCAUAUCACAUGGAAGCCGAGGUCUGCAUUACAUUUACUGAAUUUGGAAAAAUGCAAAAUAUUUGUAAUUUUCUGGUUGAAAAACUAGAUAGCUCUGUUGUCAUCAGCCCGCCUGAGUUCUAUCACACUCAGGGUUCUAUUGAAAAUCUUCGGCGGCAAGCUUGUCUUGUUGCUGUUGAGAAUGCAUGGCGCAAAGCUCAAGAAGUCUGUGACCUCGUUGGCCAAACUCUGGGAAAACCUUUACUAAUCAAAGAAGAAGAAACAAAAGAAUUGGAAGGCCAAUUUGAUGAUCAACAGAUCCCUGAGCCUUGGAGAGAGAGAGUUUGAUGAUGACCUCCAUUUAAGGCUGAGUGCCCCGGAGACUUUCUGCACAUGGUCCAGUUGUGCAUAUCUGUGUUAAUCACAGUCUACUGCAUGAAGAAGCUUCUCUGAUGAGGGCUGAGCAAUGCUCUGAUCUGUGGGUAUAGCAAUAUGUCUUAUAAGUUAUUUUAUUGCCAUAUUCCUUUCAUAGAAUAGUAGUAGGUUUCUCCCUAGGGAGAAUAGACAGUUCAUGGGUUCUAGCCUCAUUAACAGUGUCGGGUUUGAGUUCUACGGGAGAGUUGCUCAUUCACAUUCAUUUCUAUUUUACUCAUAAAGCCAGAAAUUGGGAACAGCUUAGAUGUUUGUCUAUUGAUGAAUGGCUAACAAAAAUGUAGUAGAUUUACGCAAUGGACUAUUAUUCAGCUGUCAAGAAAAAUAAAAUUUUCAGGUAAAUGACUA
Cricetulus griseus (Chinese hamster) is the source of this 1182-nucleotide messenger RNA. Lineage: Eukaryota; Metazoa; Chordata; Mammalia; Rodentia; Cricetidae. The record is from RefSeq and is a predicted model, not a curated record.